This is a messenger RNA of Penaeus vannamei (Pacific white shrimp), 832 nucleotides long. The record is from RefSeq and is a predicted model, not a curated record. Lineage: Eukaryota; Metazoa; Arthropoda; Malacostraca; Decapoda; Penaeidae.
UUUCGUUACACAAGUCCGUGUGAAAGAUACCAAAGGGGGGGGGGGAUUUCUGGCACUUGAAAAUUCCGUAUAAAAGGGGAACGGACCACGGAGGAGACAGUCAAGUCAUCGACAGCAGAGGAAAAGAUGUCUCGCGGAACCUGGAUGGCACCCCUGGCCCUGUUGGCAGCCCUGUUCUCGGGGUCACUGGCAGCCAACCUCAUCGGACGCCAGGUCAGCUUGGGCAUCUGCCCCAACAUCACGAACAAGGCCGAUUUUGAUGCCGUGCCUUACCUCGGCCGCUGGUUCGAAUACGAGCGGUAUGACAUCCUCUUCCAGUCGGGCAUGGACUGUGUCAACGCCCUCUAUAGUGACAUGGGCAACGGAUACGUCGAAGUCCACAACACAGCCAGGACUUCCUAUGGUGACUUCACUGACAUCGUUGGCCAAGCUCAUGUCAUCGAGCCUGGCGUCCUCCUCGUCGAGUUUGGCGGAUACGUCCCAGCCGAGUACCACAUUCUGGACACUGACUACGAGAACUACUCCUCUGUCUACAACUGCUUCGAAGAGGGAGACUACCACUGGCAGUACGCCUGGCUCCUGACCCCGCCCAGGUCCCCUCUGAGGAGGUCAUCGCCACCGCCCGCCAGGCCUUCGCCAACAACGGGAUUGACCUCAGCCUCUUCCACGUGACCUACCAGGGUGACGAUUGCCCUUACCUGGCCUAGGGAUCUUGACCUCGCUCCUCCCCGCUCCUUUUUGAGGGGGUCUUAUUCUAUUUAUUCUUAUUAUCAUAUUUAUUAUGUGUGAGGAAGUGUUAAGGUUUGAUAUGAAUAAAUUAUUGGUUAUUCUG